This is a messenger RNA of Suncus etruscus (white-toothed pygmy shrew), 3566 nucleotides long. RefSeq names its product multiple EGF like domains 11 (gene MEGF11). Gene Ontology annotation, molecular function: scavenger receptor activity; protein binding. Lineage: Eukaryota; Metazoa; Chordata; Mammalia; Eulipotyphla; Soricidae. The record is from RefSeq and is a predicted model, not a curated record.
ACUGGCCGGCCGCGCCCGGAGCUGGGCUGCGGAGGAGGCAGGCCCUGGGAUGGCGCUGUCUGUGGCAGGGUUCCUCAGCUUCCUCCUCUUGCCAGCCACCUUGUCAUUGAAUCCAGAGGACCCUAAUGUGUGCAGCCACUGGGAGAGUUAUGCAGUGACUGUGCAGGAGUCCUACGCACACCCCUUCGACCAGAUCUACUACACACGGUGCACAGACAUCCUCAACUGGUUCAAGUGCACCCGCCACCGGAUCAGUUAUAAAACGGCAUAUCGGCGUGGCCUCCGAACCAUGUACCGGCGGAGGUCCCAGUGCUGCCCAGGCUACUACGAGAAUGGAGAUUUCUGCAUCCCCCUAUGUACGGAGGAGUGCGUGCACGGACGCUGUGUCUCUCCGGACACCUGCCACUGUGAGCCUGGCUGGGGAGGGCCUGACUGCUCCAGUGGCUGUGACAGCGACCACUGGGGCCCACAUUGCAGCAACCGCUGCCAGUGCCAGAACGGCGCCCUGUGCAACCCGAUCACCGGUGCCUGCGUGUGCGCCCCGGGCUUCCGUGGUUGGCGCUGCGAAGAUCUCUGCGCACCUGGCACCCACGGCAAGGGCUGCCAGCUGCCGUGCCAGUGCCGUCAUGGUGCCAGCUGCGACCCCCGCACGGGCGAGUGCCUUUGUGCACCUGGCUAUACUGGAGUCUACUGUGAAGAACUGUGUCCGCCUGGGAGCCAUGGGGCUCACUGUGAGCUGCGCUGUCCUUGCCAGAACGGGGGCACCUGUCAUCACAUCACGGGUGAAUGUGCCUGCCCCCCAGGCUGGAUGGGAGCUGUGUGUGCCCAGCCCUGUCCACCAGGGACAUUCGGCCAGAACUGCAGCCAGGGCUGUCCCUGUCACCAUGGAGGACAGUGUGACCAUGUGAGCGGGAGGUGCCACUGCACAGCGGGCUACAUGGGAGACAGGUGCCAAGAGGAAUGCCCAGUUGGGACCUUCGGCUUCCAGUGCUCUCAGAGCUGUGACUGCCACAAUGGAGGACAGUGUUCGCCCAGCACUGGCGCCUGUGAGUGUGAGCUCGGCUACAAGGGCCCCAGCUGCCAGGAGCGCCUGUGUCCUGAGGGCCUGCAUGGCCCUGGCUGCAGCCUGCCAUGCCCCUGCGACGCCAACAAUACGGUCAGCUGCCACCCAGUUACUGGAGCCUGCACAUGCCAGCCAGGCUGGUCGGGCCCCCAUUGCAAUGAGUCUUGUCCUGCUGGCUUCUAUGGGGAUGGCUGCCAACUGCCCUGCGCGUGCCAGAACGGUGCCGACUGUCACAGCAUAACUGGCAGCUGCACCUGCGCCCCAGGCUUCAUGGGCGAGAUCUGUGCCGUGCCCUGUGCCACAGGCACCUAUGGCCCCAACUGCUCGUCCAUCUGCAGCUGUAGCAACAGUGGCACAUGCUCCCCCGUGGACGGCUUCUGCACCUGCAAGGAAGGGUGGCAAGGUCCGGACUGUGCUCUACCCUGCCCCAGUGGCACAUGGGGUCUGAGUUGCAACCGGAGCUGUGCCUGUGCCAACGGAGCAGCCUGCAGCCCCACAGAUGGCACCUGUGCUUGCUCUCCAGGCUGGCUAGGUGACACAUGUGAGCAGCCCUGCCCGGAUGGCACCUUCGGGCUGAACUGCAGUGAGCACUGUGAUUGCAGCCACGCAGACGGCUGCGACCCCGUCACAGGUCACUGCUGCUGUCUGGCCGGGUGGACAGGCAUCCGUUGUGACAGCACAUGUCCACCAGGCCGCUGGGGCCCCAACUGCUCUGCGGCCUGCAGCUGUGAGAAUGGAGGGUCCUGCUCCCCUGCAGAUGGCAGCUGCGAGUGUGCCCCAGGCUUUCGAGGCCCCUUAUGCCAGAGAAUUUGUCCCCCGGGGUUCUAUGGCCAUGGCUGUGCCCAGCCAUGCCCCCCAUGCGUGCACAGCAGUGGCCCCUGCCAUCACAUCAGCGGUGCCUGUGAGUGUCUGCCUGGUUUCUCCGGAGCACUCUGCAACCAAGUGUGUGCCGGGGGACGCUUCGGGCAGGACUGUGCCCAGCUCUGCUCCUGCGCCAACAACAGUACCUGCAGCCCCACCGACGGGUCCUGCCAGUGCUAUCCUGGAUGGGUGGGCACGGACUGCUCGCAGGCCUGCCCUCCGGGGUUCUGGGGCCCUGCCUGCUUCCACACCUGUAGUUGCCAGCACGGUGCGGGCUGCAGCGCGGAGGAUGGGGCGUGCCACUGCACCCCAGGAUGGACCGGUCUCUUCUGCUCUCAGCGCUGCCCGGCCGCCUUCUUCGGGAAGGACUGCGCCCGCCUGUGCCAGUGCCAAAACGGAGCCAGCUGCGACCACAUCAGUGGCGAGUGCACCUGCCGCACCGGCUUCACUGGGCCCCACUGCGAGCAGAGGUGUGCACCGGGCACCUUCGGUUAUGGCUGUCAGCAGCUCUGUGAGUGUAUGAACAACGCCACGUGUGACCACGUCACGGGCACCUGCUACUGCAGAUCGGGGUUCAAAGGCAUCAGGUGUGACCAAGCUGCCCUCAUGAUGGAGGAGCUGAACCCCUACACCAAGAUCAGCCCUGCGAGGGGAGCAGGGCGACACUCAGUGGGCGCCGCAACGGGCAUCAUUCUCCUGCUGACCCUCAUGGUCCUGCUGUUUGGGCUGUUUGCCUGGCGGCGGCGGCGACAGCAACAAAAAGGCCGGGACCUGGCUCCACGGGUCUCCUACACCCCUGCCCUGAGGAUGACCAACACUGACUACUCCCUCUCAGAUUUGUCUCAAAGUAGCAGCCAUGCCCAGUGCUUGUCCAUUUCCAGCUACCACACACUGGCGUGCGGGGGGCCUGCUACCGGCCAGGCCAACACUCUGGACAGAAACAGCCCCACCAAGCUCAGUACCAAGUCCCUUGACCGAGACACGGCAGGCUGGACCCCCUACAGCUAUGUGAACGUGUUAGACUCCCAUUUCCAGAUCAGUGCCCUGGAGGCCAGGUACCCGCCCGGAGACUUCUACAUUGAACUUAGACACCCCAGCAGCCCCGCUGAGCCACCCUCACCAGGAACUUGUGGAAUGGACAGACGUCAGAACACAUACAUCAUGGACAAAGACUUCAAAGAUUACAUGAAAGAAUCCGUGUGCAGUUCUAGCACUUGUUCCUUGAAUAGCAGUGAAAACACUUACGCCACAAUUAAGGACCCACCCAUCCUCACUUGCAAGCUUCCAGAAAGCAGCUAUGUAGAAAUGAAGUCGCCCGUGCAUGUGGGGCCUCCGUACACAGAUGUGCUGUCCCUGUCGCCAUCUAAUAAAAAUAUAUAUGAAGUUGAACCCACAGUCAGUGUGGUCCAAGAAGGCUGCGGCCCUAACUCCAGCCAUAUCCAGAAUCCAUACGACCUACCUAGGAACAGCCAUAUUCCUGGUCAUUAUGACCUUCUCCCAGUAAGACAAAGCCCUGCCAAUGGGCCCUCCCAGGACAAGCAGACUUAGUGGAUGAUCCUCUUUUGCAAUGUGCUCCGUCGAAUAUUCUGACUCUGAAAGAAGACAAUCCCUUGACUUGAAAUAUUAAUACAGACUGACUACA